Gadus macrocephalus (Pacific cod) is the source of this 1410-nucleotide messenger RNA. RefSeq names its product endonuclease domain-containing 1 protein-like. The transcript has 5 exons. Gene Ontology annotation, molecular function: metal ion binding; hydrolase activity; nucleic acid binding. The record is from RefSeq and is a predicted model, not a curated record. The coding region runs from base 12 to 851 and encodes 279 amino acids. Lineage: Eukaryota; Metazoa; Chordata; Actinopteri; Gadiformes; Gadidae.
UUGAUAGCAAGAUGCAGACCCGAGGUCACCUAGUGGCUCUUCUGUCCCUCUUCUGCUGGGCAGGCGCUGAUGUCGUGUCCCGCUUUGAGGACGUGCCUGAAUGCCUGGAAUACUUCCACGAAGGCAUGGUUCCUAAAUGGGGGGCUAGCCCCCAAAAUGUGGCCCACCUCUGCCAAAGGUUUGGCAACAGGUACCACUUUGCUACGCUGUAUGACACCCACCACCGGAUCGCAGUGUACUCGGCCUACCUCUUCCAGGAUAGUAACGGAGGAGGCAGAGAGAAGCGCUGGUUUGUUGAGCCUCGGCUGGUGAACCCGUGCUGGCAGGCAGAGAUGAAGGACGGCUACUGGCUGGGGAAGGACUACCCAGGGGUGUACCAGGGGGAGAGACAGGCCCUGAACGAGGACUACACGCACUCUGGCUACGACCGGGGACACCUCAACCCUAACGGACACCAUGCAGUCCCUGGCCGUAACGCCACCUUCACCCUGACCAACGUGGUCCCCCAGAACCCCAAGCUGAACCAGAACGAGUGGAGGAUCCACGAGAGCCAGCUCACCGAGCUGUUCCGGGCCAGGUGCUCGCGGGCCUACGUGCUGGUGGGCGCUGUGCCCUCCGCCGACAACUGGAUUGUCAAGAACAACAUCAACCGCGUCAACAUCCCCGACUAUCUGUGGAACGCAUACUGCUGCGUGGACAACAACGGAAAAGCCAUCCAGAGCGGCGGCGCCUCCGCUAGGAACACGGAGGGCAACUGGGUGGAGAGGCACACUCUGGAUGAGCUGGACGAGUUCCUUCAGCAGUUCACCAACCAGCCAGUAGGGGAGCUGUUUCACAACAACUGCAGAUGAUUUAUAUUUUUUUACUGACCCAAUGAAAGGGUUUCGCUAUUGGCUCAAAUUGGUUGCAUGUAAUACCGCUUGCCAUAGUUAGUGAUUACUAUGGAAAAUAUCCCAGCAUGGACGGCGUGGUUUGUCUUCUCUGAAACAUUAUCAAUGUUCAUCAAACGUAAGAAAUAUGUUUGCACCUUGUAUAUUUGGUCAAUUUUUGUUUGCACACAAAAGCUAAUAUUUUAAUAUUAGAUGUAUUAAAUGAGUUGUGCAAAUGGAUAUAACCCCAAUGAUGAAAGAAAGUUUAAUGAAUCCGGUCAAAUCCAGUCAACAGGAAACUAAAUGUAUUAAAAAUGUAUUCAGUUAUACACAAACAUUGAUGGAAUCAAUGUUUUUGAUGUGUAAGGGUUCAAAAUGUGCCCUUGCAGUCAUAAAAAUUUAAACAAUUUAUCAGAUAACCCCACUCAGUCACAGUCGUCUGUUCUACAAGCCUUCAGAGUACCUGAAUGCUAUAGUAACGGUUCCCUCUCUAAUCCCUCUGCUGUCUACCUGAAACCAAAUUAAACUAAAAAAGAACUGA